GGUGACCUUGGCCAAAUUUCCACUCACUUGCCCCACCCACCAUGUUCAUCACCAUGUUCUUCAUGCACGCCCAUCCCAUUGCCUUGCAGUCCAAUGGGAUGUGCAUCUGCAAAGAACAUGGCGGCAGCUUUUUCCACAACCUCUGGUACAGCAAAGCUGGCUGGGGAAUUUUGGGAGUUGAAGUCCUCCAGGCUUAAAGUGGCCAAGGUUGGAGACCGCUGUUCUGGAGUCCAUUUAAGUUCAUGCCAAUUGCUUCAGUGACUCCAUCCAGCCACCUCCUUCUGUGCCGUACUCUUCUUCUUGUUUUGCCCUCCAUCAUUCCCAGCAUCCGGCUCUUCUCCAGGGAGUCCUUCUUUCUCAUUAGGUGGCCAAAGCAUUUGCAUUUCCUCUUCAGGAUUAAUAUUAAGUUAAUUAACAGUUCUGCUUAAGUGGUGUAAUUUGGUAUAAAUUGUCUCUAUUAUUCUGUCAUAUUUUUAAAUCAUCUUAUUUGUGAUGUAUUGUUUGUUUAAUGAUUUCAGCUCUGCUAAAUCUAUAUGUAAUCCAAGAAGGAGAAGGAAAAGGACACCCAAUGUUUUUUUUUAAAGAGUAAAAAUAGCAACUACUGCUGCUCCGUGCCCAGCAUUAUGGGCCUCCCAAGGGAGAUGGGUAUUUCUUCAACCCUUCCAAUUUCAUCCUCCUUCCACCUUGCCCAGCAUUAUGGGUCUCAUUACGGCUUCGGGAGAAUUACGACCCUCGCGGCCUCCCGUAGACGAAGCGGCAACAGCCACCCUCGCCGAGAGUGCGCCUGCGUGGUCGUCCCAGGCGCGUGCGCAGUGGCGCCGAAGACCGCUCGGCGCGGUUGCCAUGGAGCCGGAAGGGGCCUACGAGCCAGGCUUCGUGGGGAUCCGCUUCUGCCAGGAAUGCAACAACAUGCUGUAUCCGAAGGAGGACAAGGAGAACCGGAUCCUGCUCUACGCGUGCCGGAACUGCGACUACCAGCAGGAAGCUGACAACAGCUGCAUCUACGUCAACAAGAUCACCCAUGAAGUGGACGAAUUAACACAGAUCAUCGCUGAUGUCUCCCAGGAUCCCACUCUGCCCCGGACGGAGGAUCACCCAUGUCAGAAGUGUGGCCACAAAGAAGCCGUCUUUUUCCAAUCUCACAGCGCCAGGGCUGAGGAUGCCAUGCGCCUCUACUAUGUCUGCACAGCCCCCCACUGCGGUCAUCGUUGGACAGAGUGAAGCUCUCCGAGAUGAUCACUACCUGCCAGGCCUCCUCCUGUCUCCCGGCCCACCGAUGACUUCCCCGCUGCGAUUCUCCGCUAUUUAUCCAUUCAGCCUGUCUGAAUUGUCCUUUGCUCUAAUAAAUGAUUUAUUUUUU
This is a messenger RNA of Ahaetulla prasina, 1360 nucleotides long. It is a transcript of the gene POLR2I, whose product is annotated as RNA polymerase II subunit I. The record is from RefSeq and is a predicted model, not a curated record. The transcript has 6 exons. Gene Ontology annotation, cellular component: RNA polymerase II, core complex. Bases 697 to 1221 code for a protein of 174 amino acids. Gene Ontology annotation, biological process: DNA-templated transcription; transcription-coupled nucleotide-excision repair; maintenance of transcriptional fidelity during transcription elongation by RNA polymerase II. NCBI's taxonomy places the organism in Eukaryota, Metazoa, Chordata, Lepidosauria, Squamata, Colubridae. Gene Ontology annotation, molecular function: nucleic acid binding; DNA-directed RNA polymerase activity; zinc ion binding.